GGCCAUUGCUUUUUGAUGCUUUCCUGCGCGCUCUCUACAAGUGACAUUAGGUUUACAGCCGCGUGACAGCGGAAGCCUGAGGAAAGAGAGAGACAAGCCCGAACGUCAAUCCCACACUGAAUGCUGCCUCAGUCCUCCUGGUCACGUGGCUCCAGAGGCCCCGCCCUCCAGCCUGCUUCGUUGCUAGGCAACCGCGGAGGCGCGGCGCUUGGAGUUGCUAGGCCCUAGGAUCCGCGUGUGUGGAUGGACCAGUACUGCAUCCUGGGCCGCAUAGGGGAGGGCGCCCAUGGCAUCGUCUUCAAGGCUAAGCAUGUGGAGACUGGUGAGAUCGUUGCCCUCAAGAAGGUAGCCCUGCGGCGACUAGAGGAUGGCAUCCCCAACCAAGCCCUUCGGGAGAUCAAGGCUCUGCAGGAGAUUGAGGACAGUCAGUUUGUGGUGCAGCUGAAGGCUGUGUUCCCGCAUGGCAUGGGCUUUGUCCUGGCCUUCGAGUUCAUGCUGUCAGACCUGGCUGAAGUGGUUCGCCAUGCCCAGAAGCCACUGGCCCCAGCCCAGGUUAAGAGCUACCUGCAGAUGCUGCUGAAGGGUGUGGCCUUCUGCCAUGCCAACAACAUCGUGCAUCGGGACCUAAAACCUGCCAACCUGCUCAUCAGCGCAUCAGGCCAGCUCAAAAUCGCUGACUUUGGCCUGGCCCGGAUCUUUUCUCCAGAUGGCAGUCGCCUCUACACACACCAGGUAGCCACCAGGUGGUACCGAGCCCCAGAGCUACUAUACGGCGCCCGCCAGUAUGACCAAGGCCGAGGACUCUGGGGGCGUGUACCACUGGACUUGGAACUCCAAACUCUGGUUGAGUUGUUGGAGGUGCCAUGUUCGUCUGUGUUCUGUGGGAGAUCACAGAGCUGCCGGACUACAACAAGAUCUCCUUUAAGGAGCAGGCACCCGUGCCCCUGCAGGAGGUGCUGCCCGAUGCCUCUCCUCAGGCUUUGGAUCUCCUGGGUCGCUUCCUCCUCUACCCGCCUCGCCAGCGCAUUGCAGCAUCCCAGGCCCUCCUGCAUCAGUACUUCUUCACGGCUCCCUUGCCUGCCCACCCAUCAGAGCUGCCUGUUCCCCAGCGCCCAGGCGGGCCCGUCCCCAAGGCACAUCCGGGGCCCCCCCACAUCCAUGACUUCCACGUGGACCGGCCUCUGGAGGAGUCGCUGUUAAACCCAGAGCUGAUUCGGCCCUUCAUCCCGGAGGGGUGAGGCGCUGGCUCCCGUCCUGCCUGCCUGCCCCACGGUGCAUCCUCUGCUUCCUCGCUGACUCAGCCUCCAGAGCCUGGCACAGCCACACAGAGCCACCCCAUGUCUUGCCCUGUUCCUUCACCCCCACAAGGCAGUGUCAAGGAGGCAGAGGGCACAGCCUGGCACAGCCCAGCAGAGGAGACCCACGGCCUGUGCACUGAGCCAUCAGAAGCGGGAGCCGUGCCUUCAUGAAGUGGCAUGCUGCUUUAGGCCUUCUCCGGACACUGUCUCCUGCCCUGGGACAGCUGCAUCAGAAUCGUCUGGGGGAGUGCAGAGAGGAUGGUGUCUUCAUGUUGGAAACUCCUGUGGGAAGCAGGUGUGCUUCUGUUUGCUUUGUUCUCAGUGAGCCUUUUGGUUCCCUAAUUGAGAUUUAUAUAAAAGCCUCAAUGGCUCUGA
Molecule: messenger RNA, 1673 nt
Organism: Cavia porcellus (domestic guinea pig)
Lineage: Eukaryota; Metazoa; Chordata; Mammalia; Rodentia; Caviidae
Gene: Cdk20
Product: cyclin dependent kinase 20
Exons: 8
Coding region: 244-1200 (318 amino acids)
Biological process (GO): protein phosphorylation
Cellular component (GO): nucleus
Molecular function (GO): protein serine/threonine kinase activity; ATP binding
Source: RefSeq, a predicted model, not a curated record